Molecule: messenger RNA, 1072 nt
Organism: Nicotiana attenuata
Lineage: Eukaryota; Viridiplantae; Streptophyta; Magnoliopsida; Solanales; Solanaceae
Product: transcriptional regulator SUPERMAN-like
Exons: 2
Coding region: 311-1033 (240 amino acids)
Source: RefSeq, a predicted model, not a curated record
UAGAUUGCCAAUGAGACAUCGACAUGAAUUCAUACCAAGAAAAAGGCGUUAAUACUUAAGUCUCAAAGUCUUUUUUCUAAAUUAUUAGAGUUACUAAUCUCUACUAGAGAGGCUUAUUAUAUUCCCAUUUUUGUCUUGACUAGCUGCUAAACUACACCUACAUACUCUGAAAACCUUGUAUAUAUCUUCAGUAUAGCUAGGGUUUUUGUCUCCAUUUCCCCACAUUCAGCCCAUCCUCUAUUUAAACCUUAUUCAUUUAUCCUUGUUCCACAUCUUAUCUCAAAAAUCAACAAUAUAUGUUCUUAUCAUCAUGAGUGAUGAACUUGAGCCUUUGUCCUUGAUUCAAUUCCAAAAACUGGCUCAAUCCCAACAUCAACAGCAACCCUCACCGUUGAACCCUAGCUCAACCGCCGGAUAUUGGAUGUGGAACCCUAAAGAUGACGACGAUUCGUGGGAAAUCAGAGCAUUUGAGGAAGAUACUAGCAAUUCCAUGGGUGCAACUUGGCCCCCAAGGUCCUAUACUUGUACCUUUUGUCGAAGAGAGUUCCGUUCCGCCCAAGCCCUAGGUGGUCAUAUGAAUGUGCACCGCCGUGACCGUGCCAAGCUCAACCAAACACCACUUGCUUCAAAUAGCUCUACCACUUUCCCAAAUGCUAAUUCUACCCUCCUAAUUCAAUCUCAAGAAUUCAUCACAAAUGGUGGACUUUGCCUUCUUUACUCCUUACCUAAUAACCCUAAUACUAUCUUCAACCCCUCAACAGUUAAAUCUAGUGUGGAUCCCUCUACUCUUCUCACCAUCCCACCCUCUUUUAUGAAUAAUUUGAUGUCUUCUUGCACUCCUCCAUCUUUAAAUUUUCCAAUAAACCAGCCUCAAAAUAUCAACUCUUCAUCUAACACUAGUGAAACUUCAGCAUCUAAUGGUACUAGUAAUGAUAAUAAUCACAACGAUGGUAGCAGCAAGAGAGAUUCAGCUAUUGAAGAUGAGAUUGAUCUCGAGCUUAGGCUAGGAUGGAGAUCAUCAUCAUCAAAUUAAUUUCCUAGACUUUUUGUGAGAACUUAUUUUCUUUUCUGU